Messenger RNA from Wyeomyia smithii (pitcher-plant mosquito), 5871 nucleotides. RefSeq lists its product as uncharacterized. The transcript is spliced from 13 exons. The record is from RefSeq and is a predicted model, not a curated record. NCBI's taxonomy places the organism in Eukaryota, Metazoa, Arthropoda, Insecta, Diptera, Culicidae. Bases 1257 to 4670 code for a protein of 1137 amino acids.
AUUCUCAGCCGUUUAUUCGCGAUAUCGUUGUCAUGUUUUUUUAUGUUUCCAUUUUCAUUGCUGCUGCAAUUAACUUAUAAUUAAGUUCCAUCCUAUUAUUACUAUUCCUCUUACCUCGGGCAGUGUAAAAAUCGUUUAGUGAUACGUUGCGCGAAAUUCUUACGGUCACCUUAUCGGGGACAAAACAAUCUUGGUUGUGUUAGUUAUCUAGUGAGGACAUAGUGCAGCAUUUUUAAAGGAAGAGGCGAAUAGUUAUCAAUAACCAGCCAAUGAGAAGGCAUUCAUUCUAAACUGAAGGUUUAAUGAAUUCACAAGCAUGGAGAUAGUGCGUGACAUAAAUACAUAUUGAAUGUGCAUAUGAAGCGAGUGUUCAAAUCAAUGUGAGCUUUCGAGGAUUGAUCGCAAUCAACAGGUAAUAGUGGAUUUAAUAUGAAAUAUGUGGUAAAAGUGAAAUAAAUGAAGAAUUCAAAAAAUUUUACAUAUUUUUGUAUCACUAUCAACCCUGAACACCAGUGAAUACCGCGAACGUAAGUGAACAAAAGUGGAGCAAAAUUUACUUUUUUAUUACACCACCCGCAUAUCGGUUGAAUAAAAACUAAUACAAACAGCCCGUUGAGCGUGCGCCAUACUGUUAACCGGAGUGUUUGUCUCUACUCGUUACCUGUCAGAGUCAUUUCACUAUACUCACUUAGAACCGUCACGACGUUCUAUUCAGCUACAGCAUAUGUCAUCUUCCAGUCAUCGUUGGAGGUGAGGCGAGGCCAUUGCGUGAAUGAAUAUGCACCGAUACCGAUUGCCGAAGGUGCUGCCGAUGCUGCCUGUGCUGUUGAUGUUUAGCUGAAUUCUAUAACCAUCUCUACGAACAUUAGGUUUCGAUGUGUACCGAAAAUUUACCGCCUGGAUGACGCGAGUAUUCUAAACAACAGCCGUCCUCCAGUUGGUUCAGUAUCGUGACAAACCAUUGCUGUCAGCCUGUGACGACUGUUUCUUUUUUUCACUAACAAGGGUGCACCAAGUGGCUAGUGCUUAUACCGAUCGAAAUUCGUUGUUAGUCUAUCAGCUGAUCAGAGUUCAACUCUCCGUUAUGAUCAAGUAAAGUUGACUGAUCAAUUGUGAUAUUAGGGUCGAGAAACUGCAGAGUACAAAUUAAUUAACCUUAAUUAAUCGUAACUUUCAAACGUGCUGUAAGCAUCUCAUUGCCUUGUUCGAAAUAAAAAGAUAGGAGAGCACAUUAUCAAUUAUUUAAUAUCAAUUCAAUGGAUACUGCAAAGAGGUUAGUUGUAGUUGAAGAUCAAGAACAGUUGCAGCGAGCAAAAUAUAAAGAUGAUGGUAAGAAAAAAGUGAAGAAAAAAGUCGAUUUCACUGGCAGUGCAGUUCAGGACGAAGUCGUCUCAGACAUGGCUGUAAAAAAUGCUUCCACCGAUGCUAAAAAUUCAAUGACAGAUGAUGAUUUUGAGAAUAUUAUCGCACAAACUAUGCAGGACCUGGAUACUAUAAAAUCGGAUUCUGACAGUGAUUUCGGAGAUGAUCAUGGUCUCCCGAUAAAAAAAACCAUCAACCAAUCAAAAUCAGCCCGAAAAAAGAACAUUGGUUCUUCAAGUGAUAGUAGUGUAAGCGAUGUCGAAGAAGAUGUAUAUUCUUGGAUCGAAAAUUGUCCAAAAUCUCCCAAAAGUCCCAAACGGACAGAGCUCCUUCCGUAUACAGCUGCCCAUUCACUUCUGCUACGAUUCGGCGAAAGGCGGAGGUUAUCAGAAUGCUUAGAGGAAGAUGAGGAAGAAGACAAACCUAACGGCACAAAAGAUAUUAGUGCAAACCGCAAAAUUCAUCUUGAAUCUAGAGACAAUCUUGCAAAGCAAUCUCCCGGAAAUUGCGAUUCUAAUGCAGUUCGUAAAUCAAGAUUCAUGGUAACUAAAGCUAGUGAGCUCCCUCAGUUGCGGCCAGAAUCACUUAAUCUGAGACCUUUGACGGCUGCGCAAAACUCGCAAACUAUUCAUUUUCCCUGCAGUCAGUUGACUUCCUCCUCGAAUCGAUUGUCUCUAAAAAGCAUCUUUCCUCCCGAAUCUCCAUUUCCGCAUCUAGACAAACGUUUUUUCGACACAUCGCUGGUCGAAAUUCGACCAAUCACUUCCAGUAUUACAAGCGUGGCCAGUGCUGGCCUUUCCAGAGAAAACGUCUCCGCCAAUUCUACUACCGGCGGUACUUCUAAAAAUAUUCCAUUUGAACUGGAUGAAGUGUGGGUCAAACGAACAGAUGUAGAGCCAACACCAAAGAAAUCAUCGGCGUCCACAGGUAUUUCGACAGUGAGCGCUAAAUCUGCAACAUUGCCAUCGACUUUAAAAUCGACGAUGCCACCUUCACUGACGAAAGGGAAUAAAAGCACCGGCAGUACCAGUAGCGAUUCAACCGAUGGCGGUUCACAAUUCCAGAGACCCUCAACUGCACCUGCUGCAACAGAUUCAGCUCGGUCUUCUAAGCGACAGAAAAAGAGUGAAAGAGAAGCCAAAAAGCAGGAAAAGGAACAGAAGAAAAUUGAACGGGAAACUGCUCGACGUUUAGAGCGGGAGGCAGCUAAGUUGGAAAAACUUCAUCGUAAACAUGAAAGCAUAUCCCGUAGCACGGAGCGUGUCAGUGGAGGUCGCUCUGGGUCUCUUGAAAGGCGGAAAAGUGGCGAUGAAGGCCCAGUACUGAAUCAGUCAACAGUGCACGGUAUUGCCAGUCCCAAUCGACGUCCGACAAUUUUCGACGUGUUUCGCACGCGGAAAGGGUCAGAUUCAAAGAAGAAGAAAGAUGAUUCAAGUAAAUCAGGCUCCGAUAGAGACAGUACCAAUGGAAGUGGCACUCUUGGCGGUUCCGGAGGUCUCAUGAACAGUAUGAAAGCGGCUUUGCAUGUUGGUGGUCGACACAGCCAUCACACGGGUACAAGUGCACAACCAACUAACGUGACAACAAAAGUACGUGAUGGAUCGGCUCAUCCGCAUGCGGGUAGUGACGCGCAGUACUACCAUACAGUGACAGCCGUUCGUCGCGCGGACGCCGGUAAGUCUCCAAUGACUAAGGUGAUGGACUUGUUCAGGCAUCGUUCUAAUUCAGCUGUAUCCGAAGCAGAUAAGCGUAAGGCGCGAGCUGCAGCGCAACACCAACAGCAGCUAGCAGCCCAGACGGCUCAUAUGCGACGGGCUUCAGCAGAACUAGCGGAAAGACGUCGCGCGUCAUUGGGUGCAAAUCGAGGAUUACGUGCGGACGGUACGCUUGAUCCUUAUCACGCUGCCAUUCUAUUCCGAGAUUCACGAGGGCUCCCGGUUGCUGAUCCGUUUCUGGAGAAGGUCAACUUGUCUGAUUUAGAAGAAGACGAGUCGCAGAUCUUCGUAAAGUUCUUCCGAUUCCACAAGUGCUAUGAUUUGGUGCCAACUUCGGCCAAGCUAGUCGUCUUUGAUACUCAGCUUCUCGUGAAGAAAGCAUUUUAUGCGCUUGUCUACAAUGGCGUCAGGGCAGCGCCGUUGUGGGACUCGAAGAGACAGGAGUUUGUCGGCAUGCUGACAAUCACCGAUUUCAUCAAAAUUCUUAAAAUGUACUACAAAUCGCCCAACUCUUCGAUGGACGAAUUGGAGGAACAUAAAUUGGAAACGUGGAGAAGUGUUCUUCAGGAAGAAGUUAAAAACUUAGUUAGUAUUGGACCGGACGCGUCGUUGUACGAUGCUAUUAAAACGCUUAUUCACAACCGAAUCCACAGGUUGCCAGUGAUUGAUCCGCUCACGGGCAACGUGUUGUAUAUUUUAACUCACAAACGAAUACUUAGAUUCCUGUUCUUAUACAUUAAUGAACUUCCGAAACCAUCAUACAUGCAGAAGACACUUCGCGAAAUUCGUAUUGGUAGUUACGAUAAAAUAGAAAUCGCAACAGAAGACACCACCAUCAUUACGGCGCUGUACAAGUUUGUAGACCGACGAGUAUCUGCUCUGCCGAUAGUCGAUGCCGAGGGACGUCUAAAAGAUAUAUACGCCAAAUUUGAUGUUAUUAAUCUAGCAGCUGAAAAAACGUACAACGAUUUGGACGUUUCAUUGAAAACAGCAAACGAACAUCGGAAUGCAUGGUUUGAAGGGGUACAAAACUGCAAACUAGACGAAACAUUGUACACGGUUAUGGAAAGAAUUGUUCGAGCCGAAGUCCAUCGAUUAGUGGUAGUGGACGAGAAUGAGAAAGUUAUAGGAAUCAUUUCCCUAUCGGACAUUCUGCUCUAUCUUGUUCUGCGGCCUACUGGAGAUGGUAUUGGAAACUCCGAGUCACUACGCGCAACGGAUCUUCGACUACUCAAAUCCCCUAGUAAAUUGAGUCAAGCGAAAUUAGACAGCAACGAAAGCAUUGAAGAAGAAAAAGAACCUUCUGCAGAAUCCGAAGAGGAACCUAAUAACGCGGCAGAAGACGAUAAAGCUAUUGAAAAGACUGAUCAGGUAGACAAGGAAAUCGAAAAUGAAGAUCCUUAUCCUGCUGAUGAUGCAACACCAGCUGAACAGGACAUUGAGGGCGAAAAUGAGGAUCCAUUAGCGGAAUCCCCUAUUGACCACAGUGGCAAUGAUUCCCCCGUCCAAGACAUGCUAAACGAAAAACAGACAACCAUUCGUGAUACACUAACAGCAAAUGUCCAAAGAGAAAUUGGUUUGGUUAGUGAAUAAUUGUACAGAAUUUUUCGGAAGAGACUUUUCCGUAUUUUUCAAUUGUACAUCUUGUUCAUUUCCGUUCUUUGCUUUAUCCUUGUCAACUUUGGAAAACUGUGCAGUAGUGAAACAUCCUCACGAUUGUAUUUUUAACAAAACAACACUCAAAACUAAAUUCUUUUCAGUUCAUGUAUCAUACUCUUUUCGCCAUAUUUUGUAAUUUAGCGUAGGCAAGAAGAAAAUGAUAAUAAAAAACUAAAUUUGUUGCAAAAAGCACAUAGAAGGCCUUAUCAAUAUACACACUGAGCAACAAAACGAAUCUAAUAUUUUGAAUAAAGAAAUAAAUCGACACGUGAUGAAUGUCAAGAGUUGUGAUUGAACUGCUACUAAACGUUUGUUUUUGGUCUGAUCGAUUCGCGCUAUUGUGGAGAGCAAGGGGCAUUUUUUCGAUUUUUUACUGCUUGGAAUAGGAUAUGCUGUAUAACUUGAUAUAAUUGUAAAAAGUACAAAAACCAAAAGCGUUCAAAUGAAGAGACUAUUUGGCUUUCGGCAUCAGCAGAACAUCUACCUACCAUUGCAAAUCUUUCUGACAGUUUUCUUCUAACACGGCUAUUAAAAAUAGUGAGCAAGAGUGGAUAAAAAACUAAUGAAGAAAUAGUUUACUCCUCUGCAGAGGGUUUAUUUAUCUUUUAUCGACAUCGGACGAAACCAAACUUAUUUCGGUACGUUUAUUUAAAUCAAAUCUAUAUGAGGUAGCAAUAAGCAAAACCAAUAAAGUUACACAUUAAUAUAGUAAAUUAUGCUUUGUGAUGCGACAGUAACAGCAUUACAACUACGAAUGUGCAAGCAAACACGCUACAAGCAGGAAAAGAUGUAUAAUAAAAGGAUAUCUUAGUAGCGCUUUUCGCAACUUUCAUCCAUUUUUCGAUAACCAGUAAUAAGUACUUCAUAUCUGUAAAUUAUUAACCAAAAAGAGAUCGCUUUGUCAGACUAAAAAUUUUUGCAUGUGCAAAAGAGGUUUGGCAAUUUAAUACGCGAAAAAAAGUUAAACUAUACCAAUGCAGAGAAAUGUACAUUAAAACUGUUGAUAUUCAAUUAGAGAGCGUAGUUUAAUAUAUAUGUAAAAUAAAAAAAAAGUAGUGCUAUAAAACUGCUAUUGAACUUAAUUACUAAAAAAACUACAAAUUUCAAAUAAAAACAGUUAUAAUUGCAAUACCAA